Molecule: messenger RNA, 10240 nt
Organism: Amoebophrya sp. A25
Lineage: Eukaryota; Dinophyceae; Syndiniales; Amoebophryaceae
Source: the annotation of a GenBank genome assembly
AGACCACGUGCUUCUGCAACCAAACAAAACGUUAGGAAUCCAAAGCUAAAGCGUAGGUUUUCGCGUCGGCUAACAGUAUUUGAAGAACGACUUUCAUUCACCAAAGAUUUCCCAAGAACUAGACUAGUACAAACGAUAUUAUAUAAAGACUACAGGCAUCAACAUCAAAGGCUAGAGUACGUGAAUUUGCUUGUUGUCCUCGUGCAAGACCUCUAGAAGUAACUCUGGUGCAGAACAUGAACAAGUAUGUCUAGUAUGUUGUAUAUAAGAUAAGAGGACCACGACCACAACAAAAUGUCUUCUAGCUCCUUCCCCUUGCUGCCAACAGAGCAGGGACCGACGCAGUGCCCGACUACCGCGAGAAUAAACGACGAGUCUCGAACUCGACUAGAAGCAAGGCCGUCUCGCCGACCGCCUCUGCCCACAGCACACCAAACGACUCCUGCUUCGUCCAGCGGCACCGCUCUCCUCGUCAGACGAGGUAGCAAAAGCAGAUUUGGAGGUCCUGAAGCAGCUGUGGUCCUCCAUGAGAAUGCUGCUAGGGCCACGUCUUCAACAACGACUUCUGCUUCCAAGAAAAGUUCGCAUGCCACCACAUCCACGAGUAUGAAGUCCAAAAACACGCAUUUAGUCGUUCGGAUCCGCCCUACUCCCGUAAGGGAAAAUGGAGAGUAUAUUGAGGACAUAGUCUUUGACCCCAGCUGCAGUAAUAAGGGACGAGGACGAGAGACGCUGAUUCAUGGUAAGCGUUUUCACAUUGAUAAUGUUUUGGGGGACUUCGCUCAGCAAAGCGACCUUUUUCAAGCGGUGGGGGACAAAUGUAUAGAGAAUAUCUACGCGCAAGACGACCUGAAACGGAAGAAAAGAAGACUUCUUCGUGAAAAGAAGCGAUUAUCAAGUUUACGAGAAGAAGAAUUGCGAGAUGAAGGAGAAAAAGGAGAAGAUGAAAGUUGUAGAGAUCUUCAUGAAGCUUGUUCGGCAUGUAUCGUCGCUUGUGGUGCGACAGGCACCGGGAAAACGUAUUCCAUGUUCGGAAAUUUAGGGAGACUCGAAGAACAACAACAAGGACUACAGCCUCAGCAUCAGCCUUCCCACUCUCCUAUAACUAGUGCUUUUGCCUUCGGAGACAAUGAACUUGCACCAGGAGAUCAUCAUCUUCAUGCGGAGAAGCUUGUUGACGAGGAGGCUCUAGAUGAUCAUCAUGGUCGUAAACUAGAAGAAAGCGGUUUGUUGGAGCAGCUAGGUGUUGUCCCUCGCAUCUGCUAUCAGUUGCUGAAAGGACUUAUUGAUGUUCCUCGCGCAGCGCGAAGAACAGGCUCUUCUAGUACGUCUAAUAGGAGCUACUCAGCACACAGGAGGAGUUCCUCAGAAGAAAGCCGGAGCGUUUUCAAAGCAUCGUUGGAUUAGGUCUCAAAAAAUUAGAUUUUAUCAACGCUAUUGUCGCACUUCUACAUUGACUCCAGAUCAGGACAGCUGUUGUAGUUGUACUCUAGAAUGAAUGUGUUUCUGUUUGAUGACAGUAUUAGGAUAUAUAAAUUUGCUGGUGUAAAGUCAAACUCAAGGUCACGAAGUCUAGCAACACGACUACCACUAUUUAAUUUACCUGAUCUUUUCUAAUUUCGAUGCUGUGAACUGUACAAUGACAAGAUUCGCGAUCUGCUUGCGCCAGUGACGACGGCCGCUGCAGCGACUACCGGAACAGCCCCCUCUUCAAUUUCAACUACAACUACUUCUGGAAGCUCUACUGGCCUAAAACUACGCACAAGUCCUGAAAAGGGCGUUUUUGUCGAGGGGUUAACCGCGAAAGAAGUCCGAUCGGGUGUGCAUUGCCUGCACACUCUCAAAGAAGCGACUGAGCGCCGAAUCCACACGGCCACGACUCUGAAUCCGCACUCCUCCAGGUCGCAUUUGGUCUGCACCCUAAGGAUUUUUCCCGGGGAAGAGAGAAAUCCUUGCUCGGAACAUCAGGAUGCGAUCAUGCAACAUGAACAUGACGGUAGUUCGAAUAAGUCGAAGAUUAAGGCUCAAUGUACUUAUUUCAUUUCUACGACUCAUAAUUUUACUCCAUUCUCUUCUUGAGAUUCUGAGAAAUGAAGCCAAGAAAUGAAACGUUUUGUGCUCUAAGAAGAGCGGUCCCUCUUUUGUCUUGCAAUUUGUAGAUUUAGCCGGCGCUGAAAACCUAAACGAGGAACUUCCGAAAAGCAAGGACUUGAAUCACGUUAAGGCAAAGGGUUCCCCUAUUAGACUUGAUCGUAAUCCAUGUCCAUCUCUUUAGGUUUAGGUUUAGAAGCUGCACCUUUAUUCCGAUUGUUGAAACUGUCCUUCACCUUGUCCUAGUUUAGGGAAAGAAACAACAGCAAGCAUCUAAUCUUCAGCAUAAGUACAUCUUGAUCUUCUCAACCUCAAAAAUGUGAAUGAUCAUAAGGGUAGCACCACCUCUCUGUGAUGGUACUAGUCGAUGAGCCCUUCUUCAUCUUCUAAGCAAAAGCGCACCCAUAUCAACCAGUCGCUGUUUUAUUUGGGCCAUUACCUCGCUUCUGGAACACGGAGAACUGAUGGAGGCUCCAACAAUUUUAGGGACAGCAAAUUGGCCAUGUUAUUGAGCCAAACCCUGGGAAACAAGCAAACCCAGAGGUAUGUGAUUGCCGCAAUAUCGCCAAUGGCCAGGCAUAGGAGGGAUAAUUUGAAAACCUUGGAGUUUUGCAAGAACCUGAGUGAAAGCGUACUGACGCCGCCUUUACUCAGAGGCGGUGGAGUGAACAUCAAGAGUCGUAUCUGGACGGAAGACCAAGGAUUGGCGGCUGCAUCUGCUGGAAGAUUUGCAACGGGAACGAGGUGCCCGCCACCUGACAAUAAAAAGAAUCCAGCACCUACUCCUUCUAGCACUACUAAACCCAAUAUAGUUGGUCAAGACAAAGAUCAUAUUGCUGGUGUGACCACCGCAGAUAUCCCUAUUAUGGCGGGAGUUGGACGUGGAGGGAAGCGAAAUUCUUUCGCACGCUCAACACUCUCCUCCGCCGAACGUGAAAGAGAGACGUCAUUACUGAGAGCGGAACGAGAACGCAGGGACGAAAAAGACGGAACGACAAGGCUACCACCUGCUUCUAAAAGCAAGAGACAUCUUCAUCUUCAGCAGAGCGAGCGGAGGUCGCCAAAUGGAGCUAAAGGGGAUGAGUGUUCUCCAGGAGAUCAUGAAGCAAUGUCCGGAGAACAAGGAAUAAUAUCUGGGGAAACAAGUAGAAGGAUGCUUUCGAAGAAUGCAGGUGCACCCCCUCCGCGGUCUCCUAAUCAUGACAAUUAUACAUGUGGACGCACUUCUAGUGCAGGUGGUGGUCCUCCUACGGCUCACCAGAAUGUUGGAGGAGCUACAGCUACUUGUACUCCUAGUCGUACCCGUCCCAGUACUGGCCGUGGUCGUGGUCCUCGACGUUUGAUAAUUGACGACUAUAGUGGAGGAUUGUUGCCUGCAGAACUAGGACAAGGUCAACAUCCACAUCUUCCACAUCAACAUCAAGAACCACCUACAACUGAUGAACGUGUUCAACAAGGUCGACAUCAACAUCAAGAGCCAGCUGCAUCUAAUCUUCCCGGCGGCGGUGGAUGUAGAGGCCGUCCACAUGUUGAGCAAAAUUCUGAGACUCGACAGGGGACUGAGACUCGACAGAGGACCGGUCUUCGACAGGGGACUGAUCUUCGACAGGGGACUGAUCUUCGACAGGGGACUGACCAACAGCAGAUUUCUGAAGGGAAACGCGGCCGACCUCUUACUUCUAAAGGGAUUGCGGAUCAGGGGGCCGACUUCAACAGGUUCUUAGAGGAGCUCAGGUUAAGAAAUUCCCCGCUGUACAGGUCUUUCUACUUACAUGUUUUUCUUGUUUUUGUUUAUUACGUUAUUUUUUCCUUCGUGAAGGCUAAGGGACUAAGGAGAUGAAGGAACAAAGGAAAAAUUUCGUGACCACAAGAAUCUACAUUCUACACGAGCAAAUAUGAGAAAGACCUAGUACCUUGUCUAGCUCUAUCUAAUCAUCGCUGGCGUUAAGGAGGGACAGGCUUUUAUCGAAGAAGCUCGAUCUAUGAGUCAAAGAAGCGAAGAAGCCCGCUCUCUCUUGAGUGAAAGAGGUCAUCUCAACACAUCGAGGAGAACUCCGUCUCCUCCACCCAUCACUUGUAGUAGACGAAGAAGUGAUAGAAGUACACAUCAUGACGAUGACGACAGGAAGAAAGUACCAGGAGCACAACAAGAAGACCUGCGUCAAACUGUUGGUGAAGAACAGGUCGUGGGUGAUCAUGUUGUGGGGUCUCGGAUUCGGUCUCCACCACCACAAGAAAAACAAGAUCAAGAACACGUGGCAGGACCAGGAUUCAAUAUUUUCGAGAUUGGUCAUAAAGCGGCAGGAGCAGGAGGAGGGAACGUCAAUACGACGUCGAAGGUUAGUAGCAAUGUAGUUGUGAGCAAGCAGAAGAAGACGAGUGGAGUCGAAACUAGAAGUAGUGGAACGCAUGGAGGUGCUCAAGCUCAUGGAGGGCAGGAGAGUAGAGGACACUCUGGUGGGGGUGGACCACGAAAGCUCCAACAUAAGAACCAACAACUACAACAACAGGGAACGAGUACAAAGAUGACAGGGCUUGCCCAUGUUUUGAGUGAGCAGGAUCUACAGCGUCAACAGGCUGAGAUAAAUAAGGUAAGGCGCAAAAUGGAAAAACAAAGGAGUUUUCAGUCCCUCCCACAACAUCAAUUAGUACAUACUAACAGAUCUUCGCGACGCCCAUCAUUGCCUAGCAAAACUGAAGCCAGCAACACUAGAGACCAUUCAACAUUGAGCUGCAAGAUACGAGAUGAGUUGACAAGUAGUUGUGCGAGGGAUAGGGAACACGUGGUUUGUGGUGGUACUAGUGGCAGUGGUGGACAGGGAGCAGCUAGGGCUGCAUCAAGUAUUAACGUCCCAGGUGGAGCUCCUCAGCAGCACCAUCCUGAUGCCGAUGAAACGGAUCUAAACAUUUCGCGGCAACUAGAUGAGCUUGUCUCUUCGCUGUCCCUGUCUCAGAUUGAAAAACUCCGUGAUGUGAUACGCCUGAAGACUGAAGGUGGAUCAUUUUUAUCUCUGAAUAAUUCUUACAUUAAGGUCAGCUUUUAUCCAUCUUUCUCGGCAUCUUGGUACCCUUUUCCCUUGCAUUCUCAUGAAAUACAAGGCACAAGGCGUCAAGAUGAGGGGGCCGAGAUGCAACCUAGCAGACUCUAAUUACAACAACAACUCAACAUCAACUACAGCUGCGGCCGUCGAUAUUUCAACAACAUUACCUCCUUCUGCAGAUCAUGUUGAGGUUCUUCUUGGCACAACCUCGACAAAUCAUACGUCAAGUCAUAACAUGGUUCAAAAUAUGGCAGAUCGCGAAGAUGUGGAGCUGGAGAAGCCUCCUGUGUAUAAGCCGCAGGACGCGAACUCAAUGACAGGGUCUAGGAUUCAGCUAUUAACAGGCGAAAGCAAUGCUCAAGAUCAGCAUCUUCACAACGAAUCUACUUUAGAUUAUUUACACCAGAGUAGACGAGAUGGCAUAUUAUUAAACGAAAGGCACCUCCAAGACCAAGUCGUGGCUGAAGGCCAAGCCCAAGCUAGCACUACUACGAAUAGCAGUAGUAUGACUGGGACUCAGCAUUCGUCCCUGGAUUCUCAUGUCAGCUGCGUGAAUCUGAUGAAUCCCAAUGGGCGCACUACUAGUACUAGUGGUGGUCCUUAUAAUGCCUAUGCUGGAGGUGGUGGUGGUUGUCCUUAUGCGGCACCUCAGUAUAGAACAACGAUUCCUGAACGUCUUGAUAGUUUUGGCCAUGAACGUGAUUUUUACAAUGACGAUAGCGAAAGGGCGCGCGUUGUUCCCCCAAGGAGUGUCUCACCAAUAGACCUCCAUUUGGGUAGUUCAUCCUCGUCUCAUCAUGGAGGUGUACGUAGUUCGUCGUCUUCUACUUCCAAUUUUUUACCGUCAUUCGGAGCUGCAGGCAGAAGCGGUGUUAGCAUGAACACUGUUCAAAGUCAAAGAGCACUUCUUGGCGGGGGCUCUUCUACAACUAAUACAUCUAGUACAGCACAAGCACAACAACAACAAACUUCUGUUUCUGUAGUACAACAUCAGCGGCCACAGCCUCACGCACAACAUAAGAACUACAUCAUUAGUUCAUCUGAGAACAACACCAACAGCAAGGACCGAAAGAGAGCUUAUCUGCCUGCUGAUUAUGGUUGUGAAGAUACUAGCGGAGGUAGUGGUUCUGAGCAGGGAGGAGGUGGCAGAAGCGUGUUGGUGUAUACUCCGCAUCAUUUGAGACCAGUAACCGAACGUAGGGAGGAAGAAGAUGCUGCUACAGCUGGUGGAGAUGCCGAAGAUGCCAGAAGUGAUGUCAGAAGUGCCCUUCUUGCUGACGAGGAAAUCCACAAGGUGCCUCCUCGUGGCAGAGGCAGUUGUUCUAGUCCACCUACGGCUCGACCUCCACCUCCACACAUUCCGAGGUUAGACAUGAACCUGGUAGGUGCAGCACCACGUGGUUCUCCACCUCAACCCAGGGACACGAUUUCAGGUAUGUCGGCUUCAACAGUCCCAGCAUGUCCUCCACCUCAACGGACGAACGCGUUAGCAUCUUCUCCUUCACUAGCUACUGCUGAAGAUCAACUCACGAGUACGAUAGCACCAUCUCUCGGUAGUGCCGCAACCGCAGCUGGCACAACUCCUCCUAGUGCGGCGAAGCAGCAAGAUCCACCACCGCCUUCAAGAUUUCAGCCACCACGGUUUCAGCCGUCCUCUCGCGGAAGCUCCUUGGAUUCACGCAUAUUUAGUCGACCUCCUAGUUUAGUCCCGUACCCGUUUGGCGGUACAGCAGCAGCCGCAGCAGCUUUAGGUCCUGGAACACGAGCAGGGAACAUCAAUACUAGACCAAAUGCAAAUCUUAGAUUGCGGAUCUCUAGGAGUGUUUCACCAGUGAGGAGUUUUGGAACUCCGAACUUCGGUUUUGUAGGACAAAGGACUGCCUCGUCCACACCUAGAGGAGGAAUGGGGGAUGGAGGAGGAGAUGGACGUGGAGGUGCUGUUGCUCCUGUUGGUCAUCCUGUUUCUCCUGUAGGUGCUAACCAAGUGUCACAUAAUGUAGCGUUCACCACGAGUAUUCCUCGGAUGGGUCAACAACAUUUGGGCUCUACUCCUUUGUGUGUAGCAGGUCCACCAGGUCGUAACAUAGCUGGUGUUACAAGAAGCACUCCUACUGGAUCUGGACCAACAGCAACUGUGGACCCACCAUCUACAGCACAUCAGACCGUCAAUAACCAAAGAACAGAAACAAUGGGUCGUCCAACAGGAACAAUGGGUCACCUCAACAUUAGUUGUGCAACACCUCCGACUCAAAGAACAGAAACAAUGGGUCGUCCUCUCAACCACAUAGAAGGUACGAGAACACCUCCACCAACAGGGAUAGUUGUACCAAGUGCUUCUUCUUCGUCUCUCCUGGGUGCAUCGUCUUCGUCUCUGUUGUGUGGAUCCUCAGCGACGUCUCUCUUGGGGUCUACGGGGCUGAUGAUGAAUUCGUCACUUUUGGGCGGAUCGGGUAGAGCAGCCAUGGCUUUGGCUACGCCUAUACUGAGACAUCCGCCGCCUUUGCUAGGAUCUUCAUGGGCUGGAACAACUGGAGCUGCUGUGUCAGGGAAUACAAACAACAGGGGUCUUGCUGAUGUAGUUGGGCCGCGACCACAUCCACCACAGCAGCAAUAUCAACAAGCGGAAAUAAAUGUAGCAGCAGACGAACAUCAUCUCCAAGCCGUCCAACUACAAGGUGAACUGCAGAGUAGUCGGUCAACUAGUAGAUCUAGAUGCACAACUACAACUCACCGUGGGAGUCAAAGUCAACCUAGUGUUAGGAAAACUUCUCCCAGUCCGACGACCAAUUUCCUUUGUCGUGGUCCUCCGCAGCCGUUCUUUGUGCCACCUUCCAUUCUUUCUCCCGGUUGUGAGAGGAACGUGCUGCUUUGUGCGCCGAUGGGCAUGGGUAAUAAUGGUACUAGUACUAGUGGAAGUAUGAUGCAACAGCAGCAGCAACGUGGGCCACUGCAACAGCGAACUGGACAACUACAGCCACAAGUCCUUGCGUCACCUAGUACAUUGAGUGCCACGACCUAUGGCCAAAAUACUACAGGAGCUAAGGUCUCCUCUUCUAGCUCCGGAGGUGUGUCACAGCCUCUUUGUCGCGUCAACUCUGAGAAUCAAGAAAUUCAACAGUUACAGUUUUCAACGGGCCGGAUUCAGAACAGAAAGCGGUCGCUGUCGCAGCCAAAGAUAGUAGAAUCGAAAUCACGACCACCAGCAGAUGGAGAGCGGAUUCCAGGAGGAGCAGUCGUGGAGCGGAUCAAUCUCGACAUUUUUGAUGACAUUGCAGCACCAGCUGCAUGGCAAGUAGGUCGUGCUUCAUCGACAUCUUCGACAUCCUCUGGUGCACUGCUGUCGACGACAGCCGCAAGACACCAGAACCAGCAAUCGGAAUCUUCUACUAGUCAAACUGGUGCACUAGUACACGUACAGUCUUCAACUCCUUCACUCUUCCAGCUAGUCCAAGCAGAGGAAGAAUUACAGUUGUCAGAACAGAUGCAGUUGUCACGUGCAGUAGUAAGUUUCGAUGAAGAGAACGAGCCAAGUAAAGAGAACGAGCCAAGUAGAACUUCUUUACUUGUUGACGACGCAUUUUCUGAUGUUGUUGUUGACGAACUGGUGCAUGAUCCUCCUACUACAUUAUCAACUAGUAGACGUGGCAGUCAACAUGCGCAUUUUCGUGAUCCUCUUGCCACUCACCCAAAUAUAGUGGCUUCCUCAGAGAUGUUUGCAGCAAGUAGAAGUUCUUCUAGUACUGCUUCUGGACCUGGAAACGUCGUUUCUGCUCCGAAUGUUGUUCCUGUUCCUGCGCACGCACCUACCGCCUCGUCAGCUGCGAUAAUUCAUCAGCAUCCUCCAGCAGUCCCAGUCGCUGUCGCAGUCCCUUCGCCAACUUUCUCCUUCAGUACACCUGCUCUUGCAUUGGAGGAGCAACAACGUGAAGGCCCACCACCACCGCCUUCGCCUCCAGCAUACAGAAAAGGGGCACCAACAGCCGCCCCGCCAACGCCGGUUGCAAAGACGCGUAGCAUCUUGGUUAGCUCGCCUCAGUCAUCCUCAUCCGAGAGAGGAACAGCAACUGAAACUACUACCGGAAUAAACGCCGGAAGUGCAUACUACAACGUGCAGGGACAACAAGUGGCCACGACUUCUAGCCACCUUUCUCCACCUGCAUUAGAUCGGAAAGUAAGUUUCGUGAUACCCAUCGAUUCAACGGAUGAAGAUCGAUGAUGAAACACAAGACUGUAAAUGUUUUCGGAGUAAUAAUACAAAUUUAUUUAUAGUACUCUUCUUUCAUUUGAACAUGCUUGCUAGCAUGUUUCAGGCAGAGUAGAUCAUUUAGGUCACUGUUUUCUCGUUUGAGAUAGUUAAUUUCAAAGUUCUUGUGGUUGGCCACAAAUUGUCGCGCUUGUCUUUUUUUCUGCACAACACGUGAACGUGCAAAAAAUGCACCAUACUGAAUUAUAUGAUUUUUUAGUUCAGGCAUAAUAGAUGACGCCUUUGAUGAGUCUUGUUCUGUUGUAGUUACAGAAGUUGUAGCAAGUGUUGUCGUUUUCUUUCGUCAUAUACUCAAGAUUGAGUAGAAAUGAAACCAGUAGAAAUAAUGAUUUAUUCUUGAAGCCGCUGUUACUAGGACAGUUGAAAAAGGUAGAGAAUGAGGAUCGAUUCUCUUCUGGGUAUCCCUCAUGAUAACCAUAACGGAUGGUUUUCUUACGGUCUUUCCCCCUAUAUACUGCACUAGAUAGUGUUUGUCUUUGUGUAGUUAAUAGCAACAAGGUCCCGCCAGGAUCGUCUCCUCUGAAUCAAUGAGAGCCGUUCUCUUUGCUUAGAAAUAUGCAGACUUCUGGAAAUUGGAGUCUGUAGUUUUGAUUUCUUGAAAAAAGUGCAGCUUAAUACUGGUGGAGGUACUAGAUGUAGAUAGAAGCCUGAUCUUCUCGAUGCCGUGGGGGCUUCCACGUGCGUCAACAUCCUCUCAAUCGCGCGCCUUGCAACUACCUAAUUUAAUUGAAAGUACACGUUUCUUUGAUGCUCAUGAACAUAUUUAAGCAAUGGCUUGUUUCUAUACGUAGAAAGCAAACUGGACAAGAAUAGUUGUUUGUUUAAUGAAGCCUGCCAGGCUGAU